GAUAGGAAUGCAUCAGAAAUAUUAUUGGCUCUCGAUCAUAGCCAGCUGAACUCGUCUUCAUACUUGGAUCAGAUAAAUACAAGCAAUGGAUACCGAAGUGGAGAAGAAGCUGUACAAUGCAUGUGUGAAAGGAGACGUAAGGAUGCUGGAAGCACUCAUACGAGAAGAUGAACUCACUCUUGCUCGAGUUUCGAUAUCUUCUUGCUUUAACCAAACACCCUUGCAUCUUGCUUCCAUGUUAGGUCACUUUGAAUUUGCUGAAGUUCUUCUCUCUCAUAAGUCUGACUUUGCAAACAGAUUAGAUUCACAAGGUCGUUCUGCUCUUCAUUUGGCAUCUGCCAACGGAUACGCGAAUAUUGUUAAACUGUUGUUGGUACACAAUGAGAAAAUGUGCAGUGUUCCUGAUGAGGACGAAAGGACCCCUCUCCAUUUGGCUGUGAUGAAUGGCCAAUAUGAUUGUGUUGACGUGUUGAUGAAAGCCGACUCUGAGUCUAAUGAUCAAGGACUCGAUAAGGUAUUGCACAUGUGUGUUAUGUAUAACCGCUUGGAUGUUCUGAUUCUUAUAUUAGACAAGAACCAGAUUGAUCUGUCGGAGGUGAAAGAUGAGGAAGGUGACACAAUUCUGCAUUAUGCUGCAGGUUUACGACGUAUGCAGAUAGUAAAGUACCUGGUAGCAAAUAGAAGUGAAGCCGAGGUCAAUUUCAAAAAUAGGAAAGGUCUCACGGCUUUGGACACAAUAGAGGAGAUGCUUAAAGAUGCAAAAUCCAUGGAAAUUAAGAAGCUUCUGGUCUCAGCUGGUACUAAAAAGAUGGAAGAAGAACCAGUAGGCACUGGCACCUUUAAUAAGCUGUUAAACAUAACCAAGAAGGUGAGAAAAUUUACCAUCUUUCAGGACAAAAUGGAAACAAGAGAUGAGACAUUACUGGUAGCAGCAUCUGUCAUAGCCGCAAUGGCUUACACAUCGGCUAUUAGCCCUCCCGGUGGUGUUGCUUCAAUGGAUGCCGCAAGUUAUUCUGUCAGUGACCCUUGGUAUUUUAGUUAUUUUCUUGCACCGGGAAGCUCCCUUCUCGCCUACUUCUACGCGUCUGUGAGUAACACAUUUUGGGUAUUUAACACAAUCUCGUUUAUAGCUGCUCUAAGUGUAAUAUUUUUGUAUGUGAGUGGGGCGAGCCUGAAGCAGAGGAUUUUCGUUUGGUCUAUUCGAGGAUCAAUGUGGAUAACUCUGUCGGCUAUGAUAUUCGCCUACGAGGCUGCAGUUAGAGCCACCACUCCCAAAUAUAAUCAGAAUCACCGAACACUUACAACAGUUAGAAUCGGAUUAUAUUCAUGGUUGGCAUUGAUGGUCAUUGCCGUAUUGGUGGUUGUUUUUCGUGUUUGUCGCUACACUGUGAGGACAAUUAAAACAGUGAGGGCUAAGAGCAACAAAAAAAAAGAGGCCUCCAUUGUCCCAACCUCAACUCAGAUAGUAAUAUCUCAUGAUCAGAAUUAAGGUCUAAACUCCAGCUGCGCUGUUCCUCAGUUUACCUUGCAUUAAGUGUACUUUGUUUACCUUGCAUUAUGUUAAUAACUUUGUUUUGUAUUUACUUUCUCUCCAUGUUCCAUGUACAAUACAUUUUCAGAUUUCCUGUAACAUAUUCUGUAAAUUACUUUCAGAGUUUCUUAUC
Molecule: messenger RNA, 1664 nt
Organism: Daucus carota subsp. sativus
Lineage: Eukaryota; Viridiplantae; Streptophyta; Magnoliopsida; Apiales; Apiaceae
Product: ankyrin repeat-containing protein ITN1-like
Exons: 3
Coding region: 86-1489 (467 amino acids)
Molecular function (GO): protein binding
Source: RefSeq, a predicted model, not a curated record